This is a messenger RNA of Lytechinus pictus (painted urchin), 4041 nucleotides long. RefSeq lists its product as uncharacterized. Lineage: Eukaryota; Metazoa; Echinodermata; Echinoidea; Temnopleuroida; Toxopneustidae. The record is from RefSeq and is a predicted model, not a curated record. The coding region runs from base 1 to 4041 and encodes 1346 amino acids. Gene Ontology annotation, biological process: proteolysis. The transcript has a single exon. Gene Ontology annotation, molecular function: aspartic-type endopeptidase activity.
AUGGAUACUACUGAGAGCUUGAAGAUUAAGAGAAGGACGGCUAAGGGCAAGCUGACAAGAAUGGAGAAAGCCCUUAACUUCCAGAUGGAGCAGCACCGUCCAUCAUCAGAGGUAAACGAGGCCUUUGAAUCAUACAAAGCAGCGUAUGAUCAAGUAAAUGAUGUGCACGAGAAGUACACAGCAACCAUUUUGGAUGACACCCAGUAUGAAGCAGAGGAGAAAUGGUUAGACGUAAUUCAGGAAUCCUUCUUGAAUAGGCAAAUGGAGGUGACUGACUAUAGCGAAGAUGAUGUAGAGUCAAGUAGUCCAUUGGAUGAAAUUCAGAUGAUGCAAGCUUCUAGUGUGUCUCCAUUGUCAUCCAUUGUCAAGUUAGAGAAAACUAAGUUACCAAGGUUUACUGGAGAUGUUCGUGAUUAUCAUAUUUUCAGGAAAGACUUCAUCCAUAUGACAGAAGGCAGAUAUACCAAGAGAGAUAUGAUCAGUUUACUCCGAUCCUGUCUUCAAGGAAAGGCCCAGGACAUGAUAAGAGGUAUCGGUGAAGAUUUUGACUCAGCUAUUGCAUAUCUCGACUCAAUAUAUGGGGAUCCUAGAUUUGUCGCAGACGCAGUAGUCUAUGAUUUAAACCAGUUCAAGGGUUUAAAAUGUGGAGAAGAUGCCAGGUUCUGCGAUCUUGUCCAUCUAGUUCGCAGAAGUUAUCAUUGUCUACAAGCAGUGAAUCGUCCACAGGACAUGGACAAUAGUCAGGUUCUUGCUCUCAUUGAACGGAAGAUGCAUGUCGAUGAUAGGAGAGUAUGGUUCCGGCACUUGGAGCAAGAUGGAAAGCCAGCAUGUUUAAGUUACCUCAUAGAGUGGAUGACAUCUGAGAUGAAGUCUCGAAUGAGAGCCGCAGCCCCAGUGCGUGCUGAAGAGAAGAAAGCCGGAAAAGUGUUUCAAGUCAGCAGUGUCCAGAGUAAUUCUGCUAAGCCAGAUGUUAUGUUCUUCAAGUGUUGGCUUUGCAUGACAUCAGAUCAUUGGACUGACCAGUGCAAAAAGCUUCUUAGCAUGACCCAGUCUGACCGUUUGAAUGUGGCUAAGAAGAAUCAAGCCUGCUUCAGCUGUCUUAAGAAGGCGGGCAAGGAUCAUAGAAUGAAUACCUGCAAGAGAAGAAAGCAAUGCAGUGAAGUGACUGGAGGUCAACAAUGCAGAUACUUCCAUCAUCCUCUCCUUCAUAGGUCAGAAGAACAGAGUAACACUGUGGGUGUAGCUAUCACCACCAAUACAGAUACACUAUUGCCAGUUGUUACUGCUGAGAUAGUUUGUCCCAGUAAGCAGGAACGGAUCGAAGGAAAUGUACUACUCGACUCCGGAUCACAGUUAAGUAUCGUGCGACAGGAAGUAGCUGACAGACCGAGACUGAAGGGAAAGAAAGUCUCGGUCACUAUCACCAAGAUUGGCUGUGAUGAGGAGCAAGUCCAGACGGAGAUAUAUCGAUUCCCUGUUCAAGCUAUUGGUAGUAACCAAAGGCAUUAUGUGACUGCGAUAGGACUGCCCCACAUUAGCAAUGAUAUUUCUGAGGUACCAUUGAAGGAAGAAUGUAAGAAGAUGCACUUAAGUCCCCAAGAAGUGCAUAGGAAGAGUGGUGCAAUUGAUUUGCUAAUAGGAUUGGACCAUGUACAGAUGCAUGCAGGUCAAACCAGACAGGGAAUUAAAUGUAUCGCCCGCAAGUCUCCAAUUGGAUGGGUGGUGUUUGGACCUCUCAGCACCAGACAGCAGUUACCAAGUAGAGUACUCCAUAUGCAGGUAACCCAAGUGACUGAUCUGACAGAAUUUUGGAGUACAGAGAGUAUGGGUGUUGAGUCUUCAUCCUGCCAGUGUUACCCACCCAAACUGAGUAAAGUAGAAAAAGAUGAAUACGAUGUUAUCAAUGCUUCCUGCCAGAAAGUAGGACGUCAGUGGAUGAUCCCUUAUCCUUGGAAAAGGGAUCCGAGUCAUCUACCUGAUAAUAAGAUGCAGGCAGAGAGGAUGCUUGCUGGAACUGAAAAGAAACUGGUAAGAAAUCCUGAGUAUGCAGAGGCCUACAGCAAGCAAAUGAAAGAGAUGACAGAGAUGGGGUUUUCAAGAAAGUUUACUCAAGAAGAGAUGAAGAACUAUCAAGGCCCGGUGCACUACAUCGGUCAUCAUGCUGUAGUCAGGCCAGAGAAGAAGUCUACCCCCUUACGAAUUGUUUUCAAUUCUUCCUCAAGUUUCCACGGUCAUUGUCUUAACGACUACUGGAUGAAGGGACCGGAUUUGCUGAAGGAUCUGUUUGGAGUUCUGUUAAGAUUCAGAGAGAGACCUGUAGCCAUAUUAGGUGACAUAUCCAAGAUGUACCACCGUGUCCUCAUUCCAGAAGCAGACCAACACGUGCAUAGAUAUCUCUGGAGAGACUUGAAUGUGAAACAAGAGCCAGAUGUAUAUGUGAAGAAAGUGGUAACAUUCGGGGAUAAGCCUGCCCCCGCAAUGGCCCAAAUAGCUCUCAGACGCACUGCAGAGGAAGGAAGAGGUGCAUAUCCGGAAGCUGCAAGUGUAAUAGAAAGGGACACUUACAUGGAUGAUAUAUGCACAUCAGUGUCUACCGUUGAAGAAGGUCGUAAUCUCACACAUGACCUGGAUGAAGUGUUGGAUACUGGCGGUUUCAAGGUCAAAGGCUGGAUAUCCAAUGUCCCACUGAAGGAGGAGACGGUUCCUGAAUACCAGACAGAGACAAGUUUGCUGGAGAAUUUGACGGAAGAAAAGGUGCUGGGAGUUGUGUGGACCCAGCAACAAGAUGAGUUCUCUUAUAAAGUCAAAGGAGAGAACUUAACUCAGCCCAGUGAGAAGCAGAACUCUGUGAUGUGGACGAAGAGACGAAUCUUGAGUCGCAUUGCUAAGGUAUUCGACCCGAUUGGUUUUGCUGCUUCUUUCUUAGUGAAAGCUAAGAUAGGAAUGCAAUGGCUGUGGGAGAUUGGAGUCGGAUGGGAUGACGAGUUACCAGAGGAGAUAAGUGCGGAAUGGGAUAAACUCUUCAAUGAGAUGAAGGCUCUGAAUGACGUCAGGUUCCCGAGAAGUUUAACACCAUCACAGUCUGUAGGUGUACCAAUGCUAGUUGUAUUCUGUGAUGCAUCAGAAGAAGCCUUUGGAACAUGUGUCUACAUCAGGUGGAAACUGACUGAUGAUGAAUAUGUUAGAUUCAUUGCUGCCAAAUCCAGAGUGGCACCUCUCAAGAAGCUAACGUUGCCACGUCUAGAACUACAAGCAGCAGUGAUGGCGACUAGAUUGUACACAGCUAUCAAAGAAGAACUUACUCUUGAGCUUGAUAGUGCUGUAUUCAUGACAGACAGCAUGAUCGUUCUUGGGUGGAUCCGAAGUAAAGCUAGAGCCUACAAGCCGUUCGUGUCUGCCAGAGUGGGUGAAAUUCAGACAAAUUCCAACCCUUCUUGGUGGAGACAUGUACCCGGAGAGCAGAAUCCUGCUGAUGAUAUAUCCCGAGGCAUCCCUCCUGAGAAGCUAACAGAGAGAUGGGAGAAUGGACCAGAAUUUCUCUACUGGCAUGAGGAUAGAUGGCCAAGGACUGAAGAGACUCCUGAUAGCAGAGAGGUAGAGAAAGAGAAGCGUAAAGUUCACCAGGUGGCCUUAGCAGAGGUUCAGUCAGAACCCAUCGACUGCAAGAAGUUUUCUAGAUGGAGGAAACUUGUUAGAGUUACAGCUUAUGUUCAGAGAUUCGUCAGAAACUUGAAGGCGAGAUGUAACAAGGCACCAGAUAUUGACAUUCAGCCCUCUGAUAGUAAGCAAAUCUCACCAUCAGAGCUAGAGAAUGCAGAGACUCUUUGGAUAAAGAGAGCACAGAGAGAACUACAUGAUAGAUACAAUAAAGGAGAGUUCAAAACUCUCAGUCCCUACAUCAAGGAGGGAAUCAUCAGAGUCGGCGGCAGGGUAGGAGAGAGAGUUGUUUCAUAUGAUGAAAGGCACCCAGUACUGCUACCACGUCAGCACCACAUUUCGACACUCAUAGCUACUUUCACGAGCAAGGUCACGAAGGGGUAG